Messenger RNA from Callorhinchus milii (elephant shark), 1966 nucleotides. It is a transcript of the gene tmem208, whose product is annotated as transmembrane protein 208. The record is from RefSeq and is marked provisional. NCBI's taxonomy places the organism in Eukaryota, Metazoa, Chordata, Chondrichthyes, Chimaeriformes, Callorhinchidae. Gene Ontology annotation, cellular component: intracellular membrane-bounded organelle. Gene Ontology annotation, biological process: vacuolar protein processing.
GCUAUUUAUGGAGUGUUGAACCUCUUUCUCUUUCAAAGUUCAGCCAUGUUUUGGGCGUGGGGGCUGCUGGUAUUUGCACUCAUCGUCUACAGCUUGAGUUACCGCUGGAUGCAGGGAAUGGCACAGCCUGCCUUCUCCGAGGACGGUGCCCUUGUCGAUGGAGGAAUAGACCUGAACAUGGAACAAGGAAUGGCAGAGCAUUUAAAAGAUGUGAUAUUACUCACUGCCAUCCUCCAGGUUCUCAGUUGUACAUCCAUGUACUUCUGGUAUUUGUGGCUCCUGGCUCCAGGCAGGGCUCUAUACCUCCUAUGGGUGAAUAUCUUGGGCCCUUGGUUUACAGCUGAGGCUCCCAACAAUCAGGAAAUGUCUGAAAAGAAACCGAGACGGCAAGAACGACGACAGAUGAAGAGGCAGUAGCUGGAGCCGCGCUGGAAUCCCCCCACCCCAAAUACACACAAUCAGCUGCCGCCCAUUCAGAUUCCCAGGCCCCCCCCACCUGCCACCAUCGUUACUCCCAUUUGUGCCGGGGAAAACAUGUCCCUCAGUGCGUGCUUGUUUUUCCCAAUAAUCAUUUCCUAUCAGUUGAGCUUUGCCUUGAGUCAGAGCUGGUUGUGAUAAGUGAUUGUCAUGUCUGCAUGCAAUGCUCCUGUCACUCUGCUCAUGCCAAAUGGAAGGAAACAGCUGGGUAUUUUGAUGUCAAGAGAUCAGAUGUUUGAGAAAAUGAUGUGGAUUCAACUGUAUCUGCAUAAUCCCUUCCCCAGUACGACCUAUUUUAGUUUUUGUACUUGUGCUGUAGCUGAACUGGGAGUGCCAGAUGCAAAGCUGUAGAGGGAGCUUUUUUUUUGUUCUGUGUUGUAAGUUUGGUUCUGUGUUUUGCCGGCACACCCUCUUUUUUUAUCAGUGACUGAACGAUAGACAUGUUCCGAGCGCUGUCAGUGCUGUGCCAUGGUUGUCUUUCUGUUAAGAUGGCCCAGUUGUCUAACAGCACAGUGCAGCUCCAGUCUACACAGUCAGGUUCCAUUCCUGGCCAGUGAUAAUCUCAGCCACGCAGCCUUAUGUGCUGGAAUUCACCUCAGUGUCAUAGGUUCGGCAGGAUAAAAGGAGUUCCCACUCCCCUGAUCAAAAUCCAGGAAUUUGCACCUCCUCUUCCUCCACCCCCCCCCACCCCUCCCUUCCAACAACAAUGGACCUAUAACGUGUGGAUGUUGGAUGAGGACAGGAUUGGGACUCAAUCAACCACACAGUCCAAAACUGUGUUGACACUCACUGCCAAGGGUUAUGGCACUAGUGGCCACUUGGGCAACACCGACGAUGACCAGUUCCCAUGAAACAAUACCCAGGAGAAGAACAGAGGAGGUGACGGUAAAUCCUCUCUAAAUCAUUUCCCCUUAUGUCAUUAAAGCCCCCCCAAAAAAAUCUGUAUCUCUUCCUAGUUUUAAGAGGUUAGGGCUCUUGUUGGUCUGUUCAAUAGCUUCUGUGAGAUUUACAAAGCAGCCCAGAGUGACUUGCCAUCAUUCUCUGUGCUUUGGCAUCCUUGCUCCCAGCAUGAGACUUGUUUUGACCCAGGUCCCGUUCCCCUUCCCCACCCCCUUUCUUGCCUCCAAAAAUAAUAAACCAGGGCUGGAUUGGUACCUGUUAAAUUAGCAUCAGGACAAAAACCGGAGUAAUGGAAAAGCCACAAGUCUCGUUGCUGUGCGUCAUCUGCAUGCUUCAUAUGCGAGAACAGAACCAGGUGGAGGACAGGCAAAGUGCAUUGAACCCAAGGACUCAGUUUCUGACACAGUCUUAAUCCGUCGCCUGCGAAGAUGUAAACGGCUCACACGGGUCAGGGGUCGCUGGGUGGGUCAGAGAUCAUGCCCCAAGCACCUGCAGUCUGUUCCGUUGACUUUAUCACAUCAUCGAUGCAUUGAUUGUAUUUAAGAUUGUUUUAUUAAAUAAAAAGAAAUCAAACUUUUUUUAAAUUUGC